AUGAUUGCUUGCAGCUUUGGAAUCGUGCUUCUUGAGUUGCUGAGUGGAAAAUCUCCCCAAGUUGACACAAAAACACAUAUAAGCAAAUGGGCAAUGAAGAGGGUGGAGGCGUAUAAUCUAGAGGAGUUGCGGGACAGCAAGAUGCCAGCGGCCAGUGAGGAGGCGAUAGUGGACUUUGCAGACCUGGCUCUGGACUGCAUCAAGUCUCCCGGCACACGGCGACCCACCAUGAAGGAUGUGGCAUACCGCCUCAGUGCCCUCAUUGAAAAGCACUGCCCCGACAGGGAGGAUGAGUGGGAGAGUAUUGCGAGAGAAGAGAGUGCAAGCGACGAGGGUGUGUCUUCAAGGGAUGUUUCUGCUGUUUCGUUUGGAGAUGGUGGGAGUGGCUCACAGUCUGGUGUGAGCUCGUUUGUGCGUGUUAGCUCGAUAGGUGAUGGCCUCCGGAGUUGGCUGCAAUUGAAGCCAACCAAAGGGCGCUGA
Messenger RNA from Closterium sp. Yama58-4, 480 nucleotides. The record is from the annotation of a GenBank genome assembly. NCBI's taxonomy places the organism in Eukaryota, Viridiplantae, Streptophyta, Zygnematophyceae, Desmidiales, Closteriaceae.